Alternaria viburni is the source of this 1005-nucleotide messenger RNA. RefSeq lists its product as uncharacterized. The record is from RefSeq and is a predicted model, not a curated record. Bases 1 to 1005 code for a protein of 334 amino acids. Lineage: Eukaryota; Fungi; Ascomycota; Dothideomycetes; Pleosporales; Pleosporaceae. The transcript is spliced from 2 exons.
AUGUCCUUCACCCGAAUCUCUCGGGCUGCUAUACCACGCUCCUUUCGCUCAUUCUCCACGACCCGGACGCGCUUCCAGACCGCGAUACCGUACACGCAAUCAUGUCCGUCACCGAGCUGCGAGUGCGCGGCAACGCCUCCCGAUCUAGACAUUGAUCGCAAGACACCACUGUUGAACACUAUGGCGGCCUACUCUGAACAGGUCAUAUUCUGUACCGGGAAGGAAGACUGGGUCAGCAACAUCGAGCAGGAGGAGGGCGAGACCGGGGAGUUUGUAAAGGGGCUCAAAGGUGUGAUUGGAAAAGGCGGUCCCGGGUUUGAUCCAUUCACGAACGUUCUCAUCACUGCUUCCUCUUUACCGAAAAGUGAAAAGGCAGGCGCGACAACGGCAUUGCUAUUCCCGAGUUUCAAACGCAUACCGGAUAUCCCGCAUACCCCCGAAGCCUUCUCCAACUUCGCGGCCGCGUACCUAAAGGCUCGCAAUCUCCAUGCCAUGCACGAUGGUCUCUCCGCUGAGCAAAAGUCUCAUCUCCUUCGUGACGAGUCGAAAGCGACCGAACUACCAAAGGCGGAAAGCAUCACCAAACCCACGAUCCUGAUAUGCGGCCACGGUGGCCGCGAUCAGCGCUGUGGUAUUCUCGGGCCCUUGUUACAAUCCUCAUUUCGAUCUGAGUUUCAGCGGAGAGGUAUAGAAGCAGAUGUAGGGCUGAUCAGUCAUAUUGGUGGGCACAAGUAUGCUGGCAAUGUCAUCAUGUACCUACCUCCCAGUAUGGAGGGUAAUGCAUUGAAGGGUUCGGGCAUCUGGUAUGGGCGCAUAGGGCCUGAGAAUGUUGAGGGUGUGGUUGAAGAGACGGUCGUUAGAGGACGCGUCAUAACAGAGCUGCUGAGAGGGGGUGUGAUGCAGGGUGGAGGGAAUAUUGGGAGACUGAUCGAGGCACAGUUGAGGAAGGAUAGUGGGGAAGAAGAUAGUGGGACGUUGAGAUUGAAGGCUAGGGCGAGAGGCUGA